This is a messenger RNA of Cynara cardunculus var. scolymus (artichoke), 605 nucleotides long. Its product is annotated as ubiquitin-60S ribosomal protein L40. The transcript has 5 exons. Gene Ontology annotation, biological process: translation; modification-dependent protein catabolic process; protein ubiquitination. NCBI's taxonomy places the organism in Eukaryota, Viridiplantae, Streptophyta, Magnoliopsida, Asterales, Asteraceae. Gene Ontology annotation, molecular function: protein tag activity; ubiquitin protein ligase binding; structural constituent of ribosome. Gene Ontology annotation, cellular component: cytoplasm; nucleus; ribosome. The coding region runs from base 55 to 441 and encodes 128 amino acids. The record is from RefSeq and is a predicted model, not a curated record.
AUUAACAAAACCUCUAUCAGAACCGGCGCCGAUUGAGAAGAGAGAAACGGGAAGAUGCAGAUCUUCGUGAAAACCCUAACGGGUAAGACCAUUACUCUCGAGGUUGAGAGCAGUGACACCAUCGACAACGUGAAAGCUAAGAUUCAAGACAAGGAAGGUAUUCCACCGGAUCAGCAGMGAUUGAUCUUUGCCGGCAAGCAGCUUGAAGAUGGCCGAACUCUCGCUGAUUAUAACAUCCAGAAAGAAUCAACUCUCCAUCUGGUUUUGAGGCUAAGAGGAGGAAUCAUUGAGCCCUCUUUGAUGGCAUUGGCAAGGAAAUACAAUCAAGACAAGACCAUUUGCCGCAAGUGCUAUGCUCGUUUGCACCCGAGGGCUGUAAACUGCCGAAAGAAGAAGUGUGGCCACAGCAAUCAGCUGAGGCCAAAGAAGAAGAUCAAGUGAAGGUCUUACGAGUGUUUUAUGUGUUGGAUCGGAACUAUUUAUGUCUUUUCUAGUUGUUUCGUUGCUGGUUUCUUAUCUAAUAUGAAUUGAUUGAAUUUUUGCUGUGUUAAAAUGAUGUUAUUACAUUAGAUAUUCUGGAAAUGCUGGUUGCUUUUGCUUGCAAA